AUGGCCGAGAUACGGGCCAUAGGGAAUACCAAUAGUCGACGAGGCCAAACAUCAAUUACACACCUUCUAAACUACAGUCGUCCGCCGAGCGCUUACGCGGAUCAUCAUUCUUAUGCUCGGAAUUAUAGACGGAAUCCGACCUGGGGACCUGGUUCAGGACACCACGCCGUAGACAAGGCGAGAUACGUUCAUGCGAAUUACAGAUUUGUCGUUUCGCCGGAAGGCAAUUACGCUAGCCAGGCGGCUGACGCCGAUGUUCACAUCGAUUGGAAUAACGUCCUGCAGAUUUUGGCCUCAUCCGUGUCGCAGGGGGCUAGUUGCCCAAUCUGUUUGUCAGAGCCGGUGGCCCCACGUAUGGCAAAGUGCGGCCACAUUUUCUGCCUUCCAUGCCUGAUUCGGUUUAUGAACUCGACAGAUGAGGACUCGAAGCAUGGCAAAGGUGCAAGGUGGAAGAAAUGCCCGCUCUGCGAAGACAGCGUCUACCUCCACGAGACGCGGCCCGUGCGUUUCUACGCUGGACAAGAGAGCCCUCUGCCACGAGUUGGCGACGACGUUGUGCUACGCCUAAUGGCCCGGACAGCCAAGUCGACCCUCGCAUUGCCGUGGGAGAAUGGUUCUGACGCGCUCAACGUGUCGGACGACGUGCCCUGGCACUUUGCAGUCAAUGUUCUAGAUUAUGCUAGGAUCAUGAAGGGAACUGGAGACUAUAUGUUGGAGCAAUUUGACGAAGAAAUCGAGGCGCUGCGGAAACAGGGGACCGAGGAUCAGCUUCUUUACCACGACGAUGAUGAAUGGACGAAGAAGGCGAUCCGGGCCAUCGAUGCGGCGAAGGAGAAGGUACAGGAUCUUGGCAAGAACGACUCCAUGCUGCCAAACAAGAAGCUUGGCAACCAGAACAAGACGGUUCAGCCUGACUUUUACUUCUACUCAUCACAACCGCAUCUCUACCUCUCAGCUCUCGAUAUUCGUAUAUUAAAGACGAAAUAUGGCGACUUCUCUGCAUUUCCAUCCACGUUGUUGCCUCGCGUCGAGCACAUUUCGACCGGCCACGUUCUGGAUGAGGUGCAGAGAAAACGAGCCAAGUACCUGGGUCAUCUUCCGUACGGUUGCCGAAUCAGCUUCCUGGAAUGCGAUUGGACAGACAUAGUGUCGGCAGAUGUCCUCGAGAAAUUCGCCGAUGAGAUCGGCCGACGGAGGAAGCGGAAUCUCGACAAGGCGGUACAGGAAGAACGCGAGAGGGUUCAGUCGGAAAGAAUUGAGGCUGCCCAGUUCAAGAGCACUGCGGCUAUGAGGCGUGAUUAUGGACCGAUCGAAGAGGACCACGUUCCUGCAUUGAACUUGGAAGAGUUCCAACCCCUAUCAAGCCAUGCCAACGCUACGCCGCCCGAUCCACGACCAGGUUUCGAGCAUCUCGCAACCAUUUCUACGAGUCCUUCCACGCAGAAAACCGUGUGGGGCACUCAUGUCGUGCCUGGGUCUCCUGAGCUUGCCCCGGCAUCAAUGCGUCCGCAUGAUGACGGGUGGCUCAAGGAUGAAGAUUUGUUUGGCCCUCCAGAGCUUUCUUUCCACAUGGAGGCUUUGAGUAUGACCGAGCCCGGUCCCUCUAGCAGUAGUGCCGCCUUUGGGGCAGCUGGUAGCAGCAGCAACGGUGGCAGCAGCGGCAACAGCGGCGGUGGAGCAGGAGGCGGCGGCAAGGGAAAGAAGAAGAAGCAGAAGAUCACACUGAUGAGCACCGGUGGGCGUAGGCAAGGAUAA
This is a messenger RNA of Colletotrichum godetiae, 1755 nucleotides long. RefSeq lists its product as uncharacterized. The transcript has a single exon. Lineage: Eukaryota; Fungi; Ascomycota; Sordariomycetes; Glomerellales; Glomerellaceae. The record is from RefSeq and is a predicted model, not a curated record. Gene Ontology annotation, molecular function: metal ion binding; transcription cis-regulatory region binding. Gene Ontology annotation, biological process: positive regulation of transcription by RNA polymerase II. Bases 1 to 1755 code for a protein of 584 amino acids.